AUCGUGACCAAAGAUUAGUAGCUAACUAUAAAUUGGCCAAGCGAAUGUUCCGGCAUCAGAGGUCUGUCAACUCGGUUGCCGCCAUGCUGUCCAUACUCCUGCUCGCCUGCGUCGUCGCGUCCGCGUUCAGCGCCGACAUCACCGACAACAAGGGACCAGAAAUCGUCGGCGAUUACCAGCUGGUGUACGUCUGGCCGAAGACGACCCAAGCGAUUCCCAACUGCUACAAAACCUCCUACUCGUACAGAGGCUUCGAAGGUCACCGAGUAACCUGCGACUGCAAAAGAAAUAACCCCAACUUGGCCCUACUCUGGCAAAACACCAAGUGGGUGGGCAAAGCGAUCCUUUUCGACAUCGUCGGCAGCUUUGACGAGGCCAAGGCCGCUCUGAGCGACAGCUGCACCUGCGAACCCUUCAACUUCAACCGUGUCCAGGCUCAGAUGCUCUCCGACAAUCUGCUGCUGGAGUACGAGCAGGAGGAGAUCCUGAGGCACUACAUCUUCGCGAAGACGAUCCCCACUGAGGCGGAGAUACGCGAAGCCAUUACCUCUAUAAAGGACCUGAAGUACGAAGAUGGGAUGUCGGUGUGCAAAUAAAUAACCAGCGAAUAAAAACAUCUACAUAUACACUUUUUCAAUUCAGAAUAAUAGUUCAAUCUCAU
Messenger RNA from Aricia agestis (brown argus), 661 nucleotides. RefSeq lists its product as uncharacterized. NCBI's taxonomy places the organism in Eukaryota, Metazoa, Arthropoda, Insecta, Lepidoptera, Lycaenidae. The record is from RefSeq and is a predicted model, not a curated record. The transcript has a single exon. The coding region runs from base 45 to 596 and encodes 183 amino acids.